Cladocopium goreaui is the source of this 1340-nucleotide messenger RNA. Lineage: Eukaryota; Dinophyceae; Suessiales; Symbiodiniaceae. The record is from the annotation of a GenBank genome assembly.
UCCUGCAUUGUGUGCGACGGCCCAGUGGCAAAGACCCUUGUCCGGCGCCAUGAAUUGCUUCGAAGGCUUCAAAGUAGGCCUCAAAGGCUUUGUGGAUUUCAUCGUCUUUUUGGAGGAGCUAUCGUCGAUGACAGCCGAGGGCUUUGUGCAUGGCGUUACGAAUGACUUCGCAAAGGAAGGUGCGGAACAUGCCCAUGAUCAAAGGCCCGCGAUGGACGUGCAAAAGGAGGAGUUGGAUACCCAGAAGACGCCAGACCGGGAUGACAUGAAGGGAAUUAUGACUGGGGUUGCGGCGGUUGCGGACACGCGGUGUUCGGAUCCUAAUCCUGAUGCGCUCUCCACCGCAUCAAACACUCACCUGGAGUCGCAGAACAGUGGAUCCUUGGACGUAGACAUGGCUGUUGCAUAUGCAACGCUCAACUUGACGGACCUCAUUGGCACGGCUUCCGCAAGAAUAGCCACAUGCCUGGCUUGCAAAGAGCUCUUUGCCUUGAGGAUGGUUUCAAAGGCAACCUUGAAAAACACAAACGAACAGAUUGAGCAACUGGUGAAGCGACUGUGGUUCGACGGACCCUUGAAGCAAGAAAUGGAUGACCCUGGAAGCUCGCGAUCUGAGGGUGUUGAAGUCUCAGCUUCUGAGGACCGCAGCGUCCUAAAUUCAGACAUCUUCCUCAACAUCUAUGACGUGACUAAGUCUGAAGGGGUUCAAUGGGUCAAUGGCUUGUUUGCCAACCAAUAUUCACCAAUCAAGCUUGGAGGCCUCUUCCAUAUUGGCGUUCGAAUUGAUGACAAGGAAUGGUCCUAUGGGCACACUUCAGACGGCACAGGUGUCUUCUGGACCCCGCCGUUCUCUCAUGCAGCCCACCAUUUUCGUGAGAGCAUCCGCAUGCCGGCGACCAGGUUGCCGAAGAGCAGAAUCGAUAGUGUGAUCAGACAACUCCAAGCGGAAUGGACUGGAUCCACUUACGACCUGCUUCAUCGAAAUUGUUGCCACUUCGCAGACUCUUUGUGUCAGCGUCUUGAGAUUGGCCGAGUUCCUGAGUACACGCUCAGAUUCGCCAACAUUGGCAGCAGCGCCGCUGAGGCUUUCCGAUUAGUGGAUGGCUGGACCACUCCAGCGCUGAGCUUGUGCAGCAAAGCACCUGCAAAACCAGCGCCUCCAGAAGUUCUUCCAGCAUUAUUGCUUCCAGCAUUUUGAACUGCUCGUCUCUGUAGAUGUGGUGGCAGCUACGCGUGCUGUGCAUUGAAGUCUUUCUGGAUAGCGGCUGAGUAAAGCUGUGGCAACUUCUAAUGGUUGGCCAAAGAUGCCAAAAAUGAUGUGAAGGUGAAGGAUUCAAACA